AAUGAUAACAAUAAUUUCACCAAGACGCAAAACGUCAAAUGUCAAUGGGUAUUGUUUCUAAAUAAAGUUAUUUAUUUGUAAUUUCUAUCAACUAUAAGUUUUGUUGAUUAUAUUAAAAACUGGCUUGUGCAACAAAGGAAGGAUAUACCAAAAGAUUGCCUAUUUUUUGCAAACUUUAACAAUUUUCGACUAAAAUGGAUUGCGUUACCACAUUAAAAAUCCUUGUCAUUGGAGAGAGUGGAGUUGGAAAGUCAAGCAUCAUCCUAGCGUUCACUACAGGGGACUAUAAUUCUUCGUUUCCGGCCACAAUAGGAGUCGACUACAAAUGCAAGGUUAUGGAAGUGAACGGUUUAAAAGUGAAACUGGGUAUUUGGGAUACGGCCGGCCAGGAGAGAUAUAGAACUUUAACCAACAGUUUUUACAGGGACGCCCACGGGGCGAUACUAGUCUAUGAUGUUUCAGAACCAAAGACCUUACAGAAACUGAGUGAAUGGGUCGAUGAACUGCAGGUGUACUCCACAAAGAAGAACAUAGUGUGUUUGGUUGUGGGAAAUAAAAUUGAUAAGGAUCGGGCGGUCUCCAGAGAAGCCGGGCAGGCUUUUGCACAAAAACACAGAAUGCUUUUCAUUGAGAGCAGCGCAAAGACACAAGAAGGCAUCAAUCUGGCCUUUGAAGAGCUCGUACAAAAGAUAAUAGAGACUCCCGGUCUGUGGGAGUCUACCGGCUCGUCUUCCAACAUCCGCGUCACCAGCGAGGAGCGUUCGCAGCAGGAAUCCUCCUGCUACGAUUACACCUGUUCCAUUUAAUGUAUUCUAUAUGAGUUGGCUGUUAUCUGUACAUAUAUAUUUGACCUCAAAGAAAUCAUUUAAUUAUCUCCUUAUAAAAAACAGAUAGUUAUUUGUUUUAUUGUAAAUAUAUUAAUGUAUAUCUUUAUGCACCUCCAAAAUUCUAUCUAGGUAUCAUUACGAUGCAAGGGAGACGCUAGUUUAUAGAAACCUUAACACUAGAUCCAUCGGAAAAUUUUGCAGGAUCUUAAACCUUCUAGAACUUUAACAUGCGCGAAGGUUCACUGACGAAAAACUCCCGACUUUCAGUUAAUAGUUUGACAAAGGUCCUCGUGCUAAGGUUUAUAUGAAAGUAAAGAAUAUUUAUUUCAAAUAUUUAUAUAUUUGUAAAUAAAUAUUUAAAGUACAGAUACAGCCAACGUUGUUAUGUGAUAUUUUAUAAUAACUGCUUGUACAUAUUUAAAAUUACACAGCCGUCACCGAGCUCAUCGCAUUUGAAUACAUUUUGUAAAAAUCGCAAUUUUAUUAAAAGUUAUCACCUAUUUAAAUGCGCUUUAUUUUAUAUAUGCUUUAUUUUGUUGAAUUCUCUUAAUAACGUACUGUGGAUUAUAUAGGACCAAACGUGCAAAAUAAAAUGUUUUUAGUACA
Messenger RNA from Danaus plexippus (monarch butterfly), 1433 nucleotides. RefSeq names its product ras-related protein Rab-18 (gene Rab18). The transcript is spliced from 6 exons. NCBI's taxonomy places the organism in Eukaryota, Metazoa, Arthropoda, Insecta, Lepidoptera, Nymphalidae. The record is from RefSeq and is a predicted model, not a curated record. Gene Ontology annotation, molecular function: GTP binding; GTPase activity. Bases 195 to 806 code for a protein of 203 amino acids.